AUGGCUCACUCAACACUCUUUAUACUUGGAAUGAUUUUAGUCACUUUGAAUGGAUUCAGUGUAGACAUCUCAGGAACUGAUUGUACUUGUGAUACUUUCACAACCCAAUUGGAUUGUAAUGCUGCAUCUACUUGUGAAUGGACAAACUCAGAAUGUGUAGAUGUUGAUUGCUCUACUAAAACUACUAUAGUGUAAUGCAAUGUUGCCAAUUCAAUUUGUGCAUUCACUCCAUCUAGUCAAUGUGCAGCUUUUACAUCUUGUUCUGACUAUAAAUAUGCUGACGAAGCCACUUGUUUGACCAUCGGAUGCUUAGCAGAUACAAAAGGAUCUGAUGGAUUAUAUCCAUGCAAAGCCAUCGCUUCAAUUAAGAAGUGCUCAGAAAUCACUACAGAAACUGAGUGCACAACCCAUUAAUGCUUUUGGAAUAGUUCAGCUGCAUGUGUAGCACCCACAUGUGCAUAACAGACUACAGCCCUAGAUUGUACCGCCAUAAGAUCCGAUGUUGUUACUACAUGGUAAAUAUGUUCAUGGACAGCUGGAACAAGUACAUGUGCUGAUGCUACAGGAUUAACUCAAUCAAAUUGUGCAGUUCUUACAAGAGGAUCAUAUUAUUGGAACACUGAUUCAAGUGCAUGUGAAGUUUGUUAAGGCUCAUCAAGUUAUGCUUAAUUAAUUUCCUUGGGAUUAGCAUUGCUUAUGCUCAUUGUUUGA
Messenger RNA from Paramecium octaurelia, 711 nucleotides. Lineage: Eukaryota; Ciliophora; Oligohymenophorea; Peniculida; Parameciidae. The record is from the annotation of a GenBank genome assembly.